This is a messenger RNA of Bufo gargarizans (Asiatic toad), 2315 nucleotides long. It is a transcript of the gene ORAI1, whose product is annotated as ORAI calcium release-activated calcium modulator 1. Gene Ontology annotation, molecular function: store-operated calcium channel activity. The transcript has 2 exons. NCBI's taxonomy places the organism in Eukaryota, Metazoa, Chordata, Amphibia, Anura, Bufonidae. The record is from RefSeq and is a predicted model, not a curated record. Gene Ontology annotation, biological process: store-operated calcium entry. Bases 283 to 1071 code for a protein of 262 amino acids. Gene Ontology annotation, cellular component: membrane.
CAGGAGGACUUUAAGGACAUUUGCCUGGUGCAGGACGUGAGAGGCAAUGACACCACGCUCCCGACGCUCUGCACGCUGUGACUGGUUGGCGGAAGGAGCGCUGUAGCUGGUUGGCAGAAGUGAGGCCACUAUUGCUAUGAGUCAGUCUUGAGGGAAAACGCCGGUAACGCCCUCUCUGGCCGAGGCCUGCGGUGCUGGCAGCAGCUCUCUCCCCAGUAGGCUCUCUCGUUCCUCGGCGCUUACCAUGAGGCGGGUGGACGAGCUGCACUAGUCUGUGGGCAAAUGUUACCGGAGCGCAGUCCAGUACCACAGAGAUCCCGCCCGCGGCCCCAGCAGCAGCAGGAGGUGAAGGAGGAGGAGUUGUCCUACCCUGAGUGGAUUAGCCGGAGCUACGUGGAGCUCAUGAGUCUGAACGAGCACUCGAUGCAGGCGCUGUCCUGGAGGAAGCUCUACCUGAGCCGGGCCAAGCUCAAAGCCUCCAGCCGCACCUCGGCGCUCCUCUCCGGAUUCGCCAUGGUGGCAAUGGUUGAAGUCCAGCUAGAUGCAACCCAUGAAUAUCCAGCCGGCCUACUGAUAGCUUUCAGUGUCUGUACUACUGUGUUGGUUGCUGUACACUUAUUUGCGCUCAUGGUCAGCACCUGCAUCCUGCCGAACAUAGAAGCCGUGAGCAAUGUCCACAAUCUCAACUCCGUUAAGGAAUCUCCGCAUGAAAGGAUGCACCGCCACAUUGAGCUAGCGUGGGCCUUCUCCACAGUCAUUGGAACGCUUCUCUUCCUUGCCGAAGUUGUGCUGCUUUGUUGGGUAAAAUUUCUCCCGGUGAACAAUCCCAAGUUGCUAGUCAAUCAGACCUUCAUCAGUCCUGGGAAAGAAGCGGCAAUAGCGUCAACGUGCAUAAUGGUGCCGUUUGGAUUCAUUUUUAUAGUGUUUGCGGUUCAUUUCUACAGGUCACUCGUCGGCCACAAAACAGAUCGACAGUUCCAGGAGCUGAAUGAACUCGCCGAACUGGCUCAACUUCAAGACCAAUUAGACAAUAGAGGGGACUCUACCCAAUCCCCUGGUCAUUACCCCUAAAAAAAAAAGUCCUGUUAUAGAGUUAUUCGCGUCUGUCUUAUGAUGUUUUGGAUCAUGUGAGAAGUGGGCCGAGAUGAAAUUUAGGAAGGGCUAAUUCUUUAAUACUAAGAAUGCACUUUGAGGCAGAAAUCAAAUCUUAUUCGGUUCCUUUCAACCAUCUUCCAGUGUGAAGGAGACAGGGAUAAAUUAUCUAUGCAUUCUCAGUUUGCCUAAGAUCUAGAUCUCUCUCAGGGCAGAAUGUGGAUUUUAGCAGGGUCUGCUUUCCACAACCAGCUGCUUGGAAACCUCCAUUUAUGGACCAGUACCAGAUUAGACCGUUUUGGAAGAAUCCACUUGUCCCUGUUACAUUACACUGCAGCUUGCUUGCCUGGAUUUCCCCCAUGUAUGUGAUUGUUAUGAAGAAUACAGCUGUCUUACGCCCCACUCCGGGUGAGCAAUGUGCGGCUGACUGCUUGGCUUGUCGACGUCACUGGAAGUCUUCUGCUGCAUGCAGGGAAGUGGACAGACAGUUUUUGUAAUGCAUGCCACUAUAAUCAUUUGUGUGAGCCACUGGAUUGCUUUGAAUAUUUAACAUAGGGUGUUUGUGUGUAUAUAGGCCGAGACUCUCGAUAGUUGAUCCCAAUCAACAGUAUUUUUUUACAGCAUUUUUCGCACACAUUUAUAAUAUUUUGCAUAUGUUUGUUGUCUGAAGUGCCUCCGAUGCAUCAGAGAAGGUGCUGUAUUCAUUUCUGAUUUGUUACAUCUUGUGUGCAAAUCAACCCGCACCCGGCUGCAAAAAUGUGAGAGGGGGGGGGGGUCUUGAUGGUAAUGUAUAGAAUAGCCUCUGGUCUCACAAGUCCUCUCUCCUUCAAGAAAUUUUUGGGUUCUUCAGGUUUCUUAAUUGAAAAACAUUUGGUUUGGUUAAAAAAAUAUUUGUAUAAUUACAUGCUGAGAUGAUCAUUGCUCCUAGAUAUGUUCUUUGUGGCUUAUAAAGGGAAACGAAUGCACAAGGAUGUCCGCUAUCUUCUCACCAGUAGUCUACAUGUCUGCGAUUUACUUCAGUUUCUUUGUUUUUUUAAUAACAGCCCCGAACAUGGAUGUCCACUCAUUGGUCAGGUCAGGUCGCUACCUACAUUUUGGCGCGGAUAGUUCUGCUACAUGGUAUCGGGCAAGGAAAUCCGUUAAGACUUUAUACAGUACACAGAGGGCUAAAUAUUAGUUAAUGGGAUUGUGCCACCAUUAAAUAUUUCAGCAUUAAAAAACAA